This is a messenger RNA of Lathyrus sativus (Indian pea), 726 nucleotides long. The record is from the annotation of a GenBank genome assembly. Lineage: Eukaryota; Viridiplantae; Streptophyta; Magnoliopsida; Fabales; Fabaceae.
AUGUAUCAUCAGAAAGAUGAAUUCGACGGUGGUGAUGGACGAGACCUUGUUGGUUUGAAAGCUUUCCUCUCUCUUUCUUUCCACUCACCUACUUCUCCAGUAAAGGAUCAUAAAGUUCUCUCUGCGCCGUCUAUUGUCAAAUUACCAAACUGUUACGUGCCACAAGUAUCGAUUCCAACGGUAUCGUUGGAAUCUGUAACCGAAGAUUUUGGCGACUGCAGUUUGACAUCCGAUUCCUCGGAUUCUCCGGAACCAGAGAAGGAUGGAGAUACUGAUGAGAGUAAAGUAUAUAUUAGAGCCAAUUUGAUUCCACGAGUAUCUGUUACCGAAGAUUUCGGGGAUGGCGGGUUGACGUCUGAUUUGUCAGGACCAGGGGGACUAGAGAAGGAUGGCAAUAAUGAUGAUGAAAGUAAAGUAAACAUUAGAGGCAGUUCAAUUCCACGUCCUCGUGCUGUCAUUUCAAGUCCUGAGAAUGACCUAUUGAUUGGAAACCGAAACAAGAUUGGAAAUGGAAAACUAUCUGCUCCAAAGAAUAGUACUGUUUCACCAAAUAGACAUUCUCUUGCUCAAUGUAAAGUGAAAUCACAUGACACUACUAAUAUUGAUUCAGACGCAAGAAAAUGCGGAGAGCCUAAGUCUAAAGAUAAAACUGAUUCUGUAGGAAAGAAAAAGGUCCAUAAAGGUAUCACAAAAUCUGAUAAUUUACAUAGGCCCUGGAGAUUUUAG